Theileria annulata is the source of this 3900-nucleotide messenger RNA. Its product is annotated as SMC (structural maintenance of chromosome) protein (type 1), putative. Bases 1 to 3900 code for a protein of 1299 amino acids. Lineage: Eukaryota; Apicomplexa; Aconoidasida; Piroplasmida; Theileriidae. The record is from RefSeq and is a predicted model, not a curated record. Gene Ontology annotation, molecular function: protein binding; ATP binding; ATP hydrolysis activity. Gene Ontology annotation, biological process: sister chromatid cohesion. Gene Ontology annotation, cellular component: nucleus; chromosome; cohesin complex. The transcript has 7 exons.
AUGGGUGUUUCAAACGGGUUAGAUACAGACAGCUUUUUUUCAGGGUCUUCAGACUUAUCUGAUAAUGCAACAGAAGUUGUUGAGUCGGUACAUUCCCUGCAAACCGAUAGUAAUUUACUCAGUUUUUCUGAUAAAAAUGGGCUGAAUUUGGGACAAACUAGACGAUAUGAGUUAAGCUCAUUCCAUUCAUCCUCAGAUCAGAGUCUUAAAAGAGGAACAAUCCACGCAAUUGAACUCCACAACUUUAAGAGCUACUUUGGAACAGUUCUAAUAGACAAAUUUGCCUCAUUUAACGCAGUAAUAGGCCCUAAUGGCUCAGGAAAAUCUAAUUUAAUGGACGCAAUAUCGUUUGUACUGUGUAUAAGAACUUCAACACUGAGAGGAAGUAACCUCAGAGAUCUGAUAAACAAAGUUCCAGACCCAUCAGAUCCGCUGGACAAAAGAUUCGCCUAUGUUGCACUCACACUCAAAGGUGAUACUGAUUUCUCAGUAUUCAAACGCGUAAUUAACCCAAAUGGACACAUCUCAUAUAUAUAUAAUAAUAAUGUGAUAACAUUUAAAGGAUAUACUGAAGCAUUGCAUGAAUAUAAAAUAAAUACGCUGGGUUCAACUGGAUUAAUAUUUCAGGGUUCAGUAAAUGAUAUCAUCUCAAGAACGCCUUUAGAACUUACCAAAUUAUUCGAAACCAUUUCUGGAUCAGCAUUGUAUGAGAAACCGUAUGAUUAUAUAAAGGAAAAGGUGGAGAAGAUGAGGAUGGAUUAUAAGAAUUUGUUAUUGAAGAAGAAGAAUCUGAACAACGAGUUGAAACAGCUUAAAACCAUGGACUCUACUAAUAAGAAAUACCACAAAAUAUUAGAAAACUAUAACGAAACGUUGGUGAAUAAAAAUGUUUGUCAAUUUCAAAUCCUAGAAAGCAAAUUCAAAACCUCAACCAACAAAUACUUUUCAUUAUUAAAUGAGUAUAAAGAAGUGGUGAAGAGAUAUGAGAAGACCAAUAAGUUGAAAAACGAAUUCGAGGAGAAGUUAGCUAAUUUGUACUAUGAGCAAGGGAAGCUGAACAGACAAAUUCAGCAGAAAACACAAAUACUCAAUGAUAUGCGCAACUCAAUGACGGACUUCUUCUCUAACAAAAUUUCACUAGAGAAUAAAGUUGAUAGCUUGGAGUCAGUAAUUAAAUCAAGUACCGAUGAUUUGGCAGACCUGAACUCACAGUAUGAUGAAUUGAAAAGAGCUAAAAGAGAACUUGAGUCUGAAAUCAAGUCACUAAACGAAGAAUUAGAGUUAUCACAGAAAGAUUCAUUUACACUUACAAUGUCACAGAUGGAUGAAUUUAAUAACUACCUCAAAGAUUUCAACUCAUUAACAUCAAAUAAUAAAGCUAAUAUUAAGAUAAUUCAAAAUAAUAUUAACCAAUUCACAACAAAACUCAAAUCAGUGAGAAGUAGAUUGAAGGGAAUUAAAACACAGGAGGACCAAGUGGUGGGGAAUUUAGUAAAGUAUACAGAAUUGAUCGAGGAAUCGGAAUCGAAAAUGAGGGAUUUCAGAGUAUCAUUGGACGAUUUACAACGUAAUUUGAAUGGGUUGAAGCUAAGAAAGGAGAAAUUAGAGGAAAAUAAAGUUGAAUUAGAGAAUAAAAAGGAAAAUUUUAGCCAGAAGGUAAAUUCAUUAAGUGUGUUAAAAAGUGAGUUUAAUCACAAGUUUAAGAGGUCAGCAAUGAAUAAUGAGAUGGUAAAGUCAGUAUCAGGAGUGUUUGGAGAGGUCUUGUCACUAUUCGAGCUGACAAAUGAGGUGUAUUCAACAGCAGUAAUGGCGUCGCUGGGUUAUAGAGCGCAUGCAAUAGUGACCAAAGAUUACCAAACUAUUUCAAAGUGUAUUGAAUUUCUUAAGCAGAAAAAGGCAGAAAAAAGGGAUUUCAUCUCACUCCAAAGACUUAAAUCAGAUAAAUCAAACACUAGAAGACAAGUGUCACAACUAUUGAGAAGGUUCACUAAACUCAAUUAUGCAUUCGCAAUUGAUUUAAUUGAACCUACAGAUAGCAGUGUAGGUAGUGAUUUGUUUGAGUAUUUGGUGGGAGACACUGUGAUUGUGGAUAAUUUAGAUGAAGCAGAGAGAGUGAUAAGUUUAAGACAGAACAGAGUUGAAGGAGGAAAUUUACAGUUUAACAUAGUGACUUUGAAAGGGCAAAUGAUAACAAGGAAUAGAACAAUAAUAGUUGGGUCAAAUUUUAACAUUAAAAACAGUGAGAUGGAACUAGAGUUAAACAAAUAUAACAAGUACAACAGUUUACUAAAUGAAGUUGAAAAGGAGUUACAGUUCAAUUCAGAUGAGAGUAAAAAGAUUGAAACUGAGCUUUCAAGCGGUUACGAUAAGGUCGAAAGGUACAAGAGAAAUUUACAGAUUUUAACAACGAAAUUAGAAUAUUUAAAAAAACAUAAAGAGACGUUGGAUUUACAAAAGAGAGAAUUUUCAAACGAGUCUAACAAAUUAUCAACAGAGUUGAAAGGUUUAGAAGAUAAUGUAAAUGAGUUGGAAAGCAAGUUAUCACGUGAGAAUGAACAGUUGGAAAAGAUGAAAGCUGAACAUUUUGCACCACUGAAUGAUAAGUUUGGGGUAUCAAAUGUAUAUGAAUUAGCAAUGUCAAGAGAUGAUAAAUUUAACAAAAUAAAUGAUAGUUUAAAAGGGAAAAACGUAACUCUGACCAGAUACCAGACAGACUUAUUGGAGUUGGAGCGUAAAAUCGAGGCUGUAAAUAAGAAAUUGAGUGAGUUGAAAUCUGAGUUAACGUUGGUUAAAACCCAGUUAGCUGGUUUGAAGGAGAAUAAUUUGUCAUCGUGUGACGGAAUUGAGUCAGUUCAGUCUGAAAUAGCAUCACUAAAACAGACGUUAGAAGGUUAUGUAACUGAAGUUAACGCCUGUAACGAAGAGUUAAAGAAACUUACGAAUACUGAUGACAUUAACAAGUUUGAUGCCUUACAGGAGAUAAACCUAAUGAAGGAAGAAAUACAUCAACUCUAUACUCAAUCUAUUGCGUUGACAGAGUACUGUAAAGUACAUAAUUUGCCCUUAAGAUUCUCAAUUACUCCCAAAUCACAAACUGAAACCAUAAAUUUAGAAGAAGAAAUGGAACGAAUUGUAUUGGAGUUUCCAUUACUGUCAAAUGCUGACGAGUUUCCAAAGUAUUCAAACAAAUUAACGGAUUUGGAAUCUGAGUAUAAUUUGUUGACAGAGACACUUGGUAGUUUGCAGAAAUCUUUGAUGAACCUGAGAUCAUACAGUGAUUUGGAAGGUAAAAUUGAGUCUACAAGUUCAGAAUUAUCGUCUUUGGAUAAGGAAAUUGAAGAAGUUAAGGUACAGUUGGUGAAGUUGGAAUCGGAUUUUGAAAAAAUAAGGCGUGAAAGAUCAGGGUUGUUCAUUCACUGUUUCCAAGCAGUGAAGGAAAAUUUGGGUCCAAUUUACGGAAAAUUGUCCCAAAAUGAAGAAGGAGCAGAAGGUCAAGCAUUUUUGACCCUUGACGAUGUAACUUCUGGGUCUGAUUCAGAGCCAUUUAACAGGGCCAUAAGGUACAAUACAAUCCCACCCAUGAAAAAAUAUUUGAACAUAAACCUUCAAAGCGGAGGUGAGAAGGCAUUGUCUUCAAUCGCGCUCUUACUUUCACUCCACAAUUACAGAGACUCGCCUUUUGUUGUUUUAGAUGAAAUUGACGCAAACAUUGAUUCAGUAAAGUUGAAAAAUCUUACUAAGUUCUUGAUGGAAAGCACGUUCCAAGUAAUCAUAAUCUCACUUAAGGAUAAGCUGUUUUCAAAGGCUCAGAGACUAAUUGGAGUCUAUCGUUCUCACCCCUUAUGCACAUCAAAGUGCUUGGUACUCAACCUCGAAAAUUAUCCACAAGAUGAUGAAUAA